Messenger RNA from Rotaria sp. Silwood2, 1242 nucleotides. The record is from the annotation of a GenBank genome assembly. Lineage: Eukaryota; Metazoa; Rotifera; Eurotatoria; Philodinida; Philodinidae.
AUGAAUGUAUCACAAGAUGAACUGUUAAUAUGGAAUUCAAGUAUGGAAAUGAUUGAUAAAUAUGCUGCAUAUUUAACACUAGAACAUAAACAAUUGUCUACUGAAAAAAUUUGUAAUUGUUCCUCGAGAACAUUUGGUAAAUUUUGUAAGUAUCAAUUUAUGAUCAUGAAUACGUUUGAAGAUACUAUUGACUAUCAAUUUCAUUUGAAAAGAAAGUAUCGUAAUGGAAGUCAACUCUGUGGUAAUAUUACAUGUUAUACAACAUUAAACGAUUGUUAUUAUAGUUUGAGAUGUUUAGCUUGGCAAAAUAUAUGUGAUGGGAAACAACAAUGUAUGGAUGGUAUAGAUGAAGAUCAUUGUGAAGAACUAGAAUAUAAUGAGUGUCAAGAGAAUGAAUAUCGUUGUGACGAUGAUUCAUGUAUUGCUGAACAGUAUUGGUUAGAUGGAGAAUUUGACUGUUUAGAUAUAUCAAAUGAGCAAGAAAUCAGUGAACAUGAGAUAUAUUCACAAUGCUGUCCACUCACUUCUUCUGACCUCAAUUGCGAUGAGAUCACAGCACAUUUUUCGUAUUUUGCUUGUGGUGACGGACAUCUUUGUCUCACAGCUAUUGCCAGUAUUCAACGACAUAUUCUUAUAUUUAAUAAUCACUGGUUACUUAUACAUCGAAGACGUUUGAUAGUUCAUUAUAUUCCAUUAAUAUUUUGUAUAUUUUAUCCAUCCACCUUUUAUCUCAUUUUCAUCUAUUUCUAUCCAUGUGAAAUGUCAACUUAUGAUUAUGUUCAAUACUGUUCGUAUCCUUGUUAUUCGGAUAAUCUUGUCUUAUACACCAUUGAUUAUAUAGUCCAUACAAUACUUCCAGUAAUUGUUAUUAUAAUAGCAAAUAUUACAUUAAUAUGUCGAGUGAUUCAUUCAAUGCAAAAAAUUCGUCAAUGUCAUUUUGAUAUUUGGAAAAGACAGAAAAAAGUAACCUUACAAUUAAUUGUUUUUUCAUCAUUAUAUAUCAUAGGAUGGGAUUCUGUGACAGUUGUAUCUGUUAUACAAAUGUAUUUUAUGCUUAACGUAUAUGACGACAUACCUGAAAUUUAUUAUAUUACCUUUUCAAUAUAUUUUAUUUGUACGUUACAAUCCAUUAUAUGUUUAUUUACAUUACCUGAAUUGAUGAAUUAUAUCAAAAAGAAAUUGAAACAAAUACUGGCAAGAGAAACUGUAGCACCUGUGGAGACAAUUCCAUCAAUUAGUUAA